Molecule: messenger RNA, 1820 nt
Organism: Linum tenue
Lineage: Eukaryota; Viridiplantae; Streptophyta; Magnoliopsida; Malpighiales; Linaceae
Source: the annotation of a GenBank genome assembly
AGCCAUACGGCACCGUUUACGCUUACUCCCUUGACUAUCAAAUGCAAAACUGUUGCGUGUUGCCGUAGAAAGGCCCGAACCAGUGUCUUUCUUACUUCUCCCGCCGCCUUAUCUCAGCAGCCCAAGCGCGGGAAACGGCCGCCGGCUGCCUCAUCCACCGCAGAUGUUGAAGCUAUUGGCUGGCCGGACAAUGGUCUCUGUGACUUCUGUGCUUCCAUCUCUCUUCUUUCCAAAACCCUUUUCCUGCUUUACAACAAUAAAACUGCUUCCGCCCAAUUCUUUGUCCCUCGCGUCUCCUUCGUCUUCCAGACCACGGUUCUACUCCUUAGUUUCGCAAAUUUCAAAUCAAAGGGGUAAUUGUAAUGGAGCCAGCUUUGAUCCAUACUAUUUAUCUUGCUGUAUGCCUGAAAAGCGCCUCAGAGUUGCUGUUCUGCUCAGUGGGGGAGUGGAUAGCAGUGUCGCCCUUCGGCUUCUCCAUGCCGCCGGCCAUGAAUGUACUGCCUUUUACCUCAAAAUCUGGUUCCAGGAAGACUUUGAGAACUUUUGGUCAGAGUGCCCUUGGGACGAGGAUUUGAAGUAUGCAACAGCUGUUUGCGAUCAGGUUGAUGUACCAUUAGAAGUUGUGCAUUUGACUGAUGAAUACUGGAAGAAUGUGGUGUCUUACAUUAUUAAGGAGUACCAAUGUGGUCGUACUCCUAAUCCAGAUGUGCUAUGCAAUACACGAAUUAAAUUUGGUGCUUUCAUGGAUGCUGUGAAUGGUAUGGGAUUUGAUUAUAUUGCUUCUGGGCAUUAUGCCAGUGUCGUUCACCCAUCUUCAGAUGAAAUGAAUAAGCCUUCUGUUCUGGAGCUGUCAAAAGACAUGGUGAAGGAUCAAACUUAUUUCCUUUCGCAUUUGUCACAAGCUCAACUAAAGCGCCUGAUUUUCCCACUAGGCUGCAUUCCAAAGAUCAAAUUUAGUGAGUUCGUUGCGAGACAGAUCGGGGAGAGAGAAGGUAUCAUACUAGAAGCUGAGACCGGCGAUUUCCUUGGUAUGCAUAGAGGAUUUUGGUUCUACACAAUUGGUCAACGACAGGGUCUUCGACUUCCUGGUGGUCCCUGGUAUGUUGUUGAGAAGGAUGUGAAUAACAAUGUAGUGUUUGUCUCAAGAAACUACUUCUCCAUCGACAAGAACAGGCGAUCAUUUCAUGUUGGCUCUCUGAAAUGGCUUAGUGAUAGACCUCCUCAGGAAACAUGGCAGCUUCAGUGCAAGGUCCGGCAUGGACCAGGGUUCUACAAUUGCAAUGUGACUAUAGAGCAGAGUGAAGAUGAGGAAGUUGCAGUUGUCCAGUUGUCGGAAGAUGAUCAAGGUCUAGCUGCAGGGCAGUUUGCAGCCUUCUACAAUGGAAGAAUAUGUAUAGGCUCCGGCGUGAUAUUGGAAUCAUGGGAUGAUCAAGGGUUCCCUGUAUGUGAAAGGGCCAUGGAAAUAGCUAAACUAGAAGACAAAUCAAAGCUGGGGAAACCAGUUAAGAUAAAAGUGAAGCCAGAGAGUCCUUUGAAGGAGGAAUCUGUUCCAAAAGACGGGGCAGAAAUAGAACUUGUAGUUGGCAGCUAAGCAAAUAUCCAGCGCCAGAGUCUGAUAAAAUUCUGGUCAACAUAACAGAAACAGGUCUAUUGAAGAAUAUGGAAACUUUCGAUAUUGUUGCCCAAUGUCAAAAUGGCUUCAUGGGCUGAACCCGGCAACACACGUGUGCAUGUUCCAAUGUCAAAACAACGCAAUGGAUCUAUUCCUGUUACUAACAUCCAUCUUCUUGCCAAAAGUACCUUUGAAUAUAGAGCUUUAC